Molecule: messenger RNA, 3621 nt
Organism: Platichthys flesus (European flounder)
Lineage: Eukaryota; Metazoa; Chordata; Actinopteri; Pleuronectiformes; Pleuronectidae
Product: interferon-induced protein with tetratricopeptide repeats 1B-like
Exons: 2
Coding region: 252-1556 (434 amino acids)
Biological process (GO): defense response to virus
Cellular component (GO): cytosol
Molecular function (GO): protein binding
Source: RefSeq, a predicted model, not a curated record
GGGUUAAAACUGAAUCAGAGCCCAAACGCUUGUGUGGACAGGGAUCAUAGUCCUCUGGAGGUUACCCUUGAAGGAUUAUCUGCGCUCCUGCAGACGUUUGGUCCUGGAAACCAAAGUCAAAAUCCAGCACAUGUUUUCUGUCCACGGCAGCAUAAAGGUUGAACAUUAAUGAUUUUAUGACGCUGCACCCAAAGACGCAGUGAACACAAAGAGCAGAAAACACAGAGAAAACGUCUGAGUCGUGCUGGACCAUGAGGGCUGCUCAGAGUGACACGGCACUGGAGGCCAGACUGGGGGCGCUGCAGUGCCACUUCACCUGGGAUCUGGACCCCGGCAGGUCCAAACUUUUCACUAUCAGGGACAAGCUGCAGGACAUCGGCACAGAGGAAGGAUACAAGUGGCUGGGACACAUUUACAACCUGCAGGGGUUCGUCCACUUCCAGCUGGGCUCCACUGAAGAAGCCAGGAGUUUCUUCAGCAGAGCCGCGGAGGCCUUCAGGCAGAUUAGAAACAGUGUCUCCGAGGAGGGUCCCUGGCUGGUGGUGACCUACGGGAACCAGGCCUGGCUGCACCAUCACCAGGGAGAACUAGCAGAGAGUCGGGCUUGUCUGUCAAAGAUCGACGGCCUGAUGACUGAAGAUCCAUCGCAGGACGAGCUGCACCCGGAGAUCUGCGCUGAGAAAGCCUGGACUCUGAUGAAGUUCAGCAGAGAACAGAAGCUUCUGGCUGCUGAUUACUUCCAGAGAGCCAUCCGGAUGCAGCCGGAUGUGGUGGAGUGGCAGACCAGCCACGUGUUAGCGUUAGCAAACACCUUUAAACACUCCAACCUGAGGGCGGACAUCUGGGAGAAAAUGAAAAUCGCAAAGGAUCACGAUCCAGAGAACCUGUACCUCGCUGCUCUCUACCUUGAGGCAUGCGCCAAGAAAGGACAAAAAGUAAAAGAUGAAGCUCAUGCGUUGGCCCAGAGGGUUUUGAGAAAGCCUGUUAGCAGCUACAGUGGAAUCAAACCACUACUAAGGCUGUACUCAACCUACGUAUCUAUGGAUGAGGCUAUUGAUUUGGCCGAGGGGGCUCUGGAGAGGCAUCCAGACGAGCGCUACCUGAAAAGAUGUGCUGCAAUAUGUUACAAAAGGAAACUCAUUCUGGACAGGGACAGUCCCCUGGAGCACUGCAUGGUCGACCGAGCCAUUAGUCUCUACAGGGAGGUGAUUUCUCUUUACCCUGAUUCUUCACUCAAAAGAAGAAUAUCUCUUGCCACCAUAUACGCACAGUCAGAUCACAGCCAGGCGGCCGCUGAGCAGAUUUACGAGGAGCUGCUCGACAGUGACCUGGACCCUAAAGGGGCACAGAUCCUCUACAGCUGCUACGCAAAGCAUUUACAUUUCAUACAAAAGGAGAGCCACAGGUCGAUAGAGUACCACAUGAAGGCAGCAGCAAUACCACAUCAGUCUUUCUAUCGUGACAACAGCAUCAGUAUUCUCGAGCGGAUUAGAGACAGAAACAGAAACAGGAUGUGCACAGAAAUAGGGGAGUUUUUGGCAAACCUGAAAAUAUAACAGCCUUAAUAAAGAAGAGGGGAUGUUAAAUACAACAGUUUCUCAAGUUGUUCCUCUAACCAUUCUUCCCACUGUCCUCAACCAAAACAUUUUAUUUUGAUGAAACACCUAAUCCACUACAUCAGUGGUUCUCAACUGCGCUUGCUUCGGGACCCACCAUCACCCCUUAAUGACAAGCCUCGACCCAAAUCAAGGAACUUUUUCAACUUCUCAAAUUUAUUCAAUGAAAAGAUAGUAUAGAAUAUCACAGUAUGCCAACAGAAAAAAAGAGUUAAAUGAUGAACCAAAAUGACCAGCAGGUGGCGAUGCCAGAGAGGGAAAUAUUCCCUUUUACACUCAAUUAGCUGCAUUUUAAUUAAAAACCCAAAGGGGCAUAUUAAUGACACAAGGUCAUACAACAUACAUAACAAUUCAGUAACUUCAGCCUUUUCAGACUCAACAGUGCUUUCAUACACAAACAUGAAAUAAAAAAGUCUGAGAAGUAGUUUAAAAACGAGCCUGAGCUGAGAAUACUCACUCACUGAAUCCAUAACAAACAACUAAACUGAUCCUAGUCACACUUCUUAACAAUUACUGUUAAUGAGUGUGAACAGACGGCACCCCACUGGAUAACAAACCCUCUCCCAUUUAUUUUGCCCACCCACUGAAUAGGGGUUCGCAACCCACCAGUUGAGAAUCACUGCAGCACAUGGGAACAGUCGAUGAGACAAACUCAUCAAAUCAUUAAUAUCAGAGGAACUGACGGAAUAAAGUCAUUAGCAUGUACCAGCGGCAGAACAUUCUAACUUCUACUGUAAAAAUUAAAUAAAGCUGUUGUUCAAACAACGUGGUUUUUCUCCUGAUAACAGUAGAACAGUUUUGAUCGCCCUUUUGAUCUAAACUUACAGUUGUGUUUUAUGGUUUCAAGGUCCACUGAAGUGAAAUGAUUCAUUGGCCAAUCGAUUAGGUAUAAUCUGUGCACUUCUGAAAAUGCCAUAAAGAUGCUGGUUUCCACUGCAUUACAAUAGUCAACAGCAGACCCACUAAAGAAGCAGGAAUUGGGAUCUGUCAGUCACACAACUUGUUUUCAGUUUCUUGCCAAAUGUGAGUGUUCAGGGUUAACUGCACAUCUCACCAGGCCUAUUGUGUUUCAAUAAUGACACCUCAGGGUUGGCUGUAGGCUGAUGAAAAUAUUAUGCAAAAACAAUGUGAAGUAUGUGCGUGGAAAGACACCACCUACCUCCCUGACAAAUAGAUAAAAGAGAAGUGAGUCAGUAGGUGUGGCGAUGCUGCUAAAGAACAUCAAUGACUACAAUAUUCUGAAUUUGUGCGUCGUGCUAGCUAGCGCUUCGACAGAGACGUUAAUAAAAGCUGCAUGUUUAUUACAUGACCCAGGUUGGUGACAGAGAGAGACUGUGCCAGCCUCCUUUCGGGUUUCCAGUUGACAGCCUGUUACUAACUGGGGAGUCUUAUUUUGAAAAUAGCAGCAGCAGCUAAAAGAAAACCAAACGUCUUGCCCUCACCUGGACUUGAACCCAGAACCACUGGUUCACUGUUCAAGUGAUCAUCUUUGAAUGUUGACCAGCAGCUGUGAAUGUUCGUAAGCAGUUCCACAGUCUGGCUGUGGGCGGAAACCUCAAACAACCUGCUCUUAUUCAUAAGCCGUAAAUCUUGUCUGUGAAAUGAAACACUGUGAGAAUCCAUCCCAAGACUUUGCCAAACAAACAGAAAGUUAAUAAAAGUGACCGUUAGAGCGAGUUAGAAGAGUGUGACUCUGAGCCCGACCUAAUUUAACAGCGGCCAAUUUUCACACCAAACACAAGUUAAACACCGGUGUCUGGUCACAUUAAUUAGAGCUGAGGACGUUAAUAGAACAGCAGCUUUGUUAAUUGACAUGUCUGUUUAACUACAACAUGUCAUUAUAUCUGAUGUGAGUCAAGUCAGCUUUACUGGAAACAGUUCAACCAGUUACAGUAAUGUAAAAACCAUAUUCAAAUUUGUCCUGCCACACUUUCAUACUCAACCAAAUAUGUUUAUCUAUAGAUGUUUCCUCUUUGUUUUGCAACUUUGUUAAUAAAAGUGCUAU